AUGUUCAAAAACACUUCUUGGCGAUCUUCUGCAUCGACACUCACUAGUUGCCUCUUUGUUCUUCUUUUCAUCUUCAAUUACCACGUUGUAAUGUUCGUUCACACCAAAAAAAUUUACAAAUACAAAAAGAACAUCUGCUUCUAUUACACAGGAAAUUUUUUCUCUCUGUACAUCCUCAUCCUUUGUGUGCAGGUUUACUACCAAAUUCUAUCGAGCAAAUCUUCAUACAAAAUACGGAACUUAAACGAGCUCACCGAAACCGGCCUAAACAGCAUAUUCAACCCAUUCUUUACCGAAAAUAUACUGGAAGAACGCACCGAGACAAUGAAAAAAUGCGGCAAGUGCGAUAUGUAUCGGCCUCCACGAGCACACCAUUGCCAGGUCUGUGAUGCCUGUUUCAUGAAACGGGACCAUCAUAGCUAUAUCUUGAAUACUUGCGUAGGACAUUCCAAUUACAAGUAUUAUUAUUUGUUCUUGCUAUCAAAUUGGAUAUACAGUACUUUUCAAUUCAUUUUACUGCUUUAUUUUGCUGUAAAUGUUCGACAAACUGCCAAGCGAAUGCCCUUCUAUGCCACAGGAAUUGUUACAACCGGGAUUAUAAUGGUAACCUGUUUUGUACAUUUAGUACUUCAUACAAAAUUAUUGCUAUAUAAUGAGACAUCCAUUGAAAGCUGCGCAAUUAAUAAUUUCCUUGCGGGAAACGAAAAAUAUAAGGGUGUUUUUCAGGAGGGACUGCUGUGUUUUGGAGAUGAAAUACAUAUUAGUGAUAGAAAAUUGCUCAACCCGUACUUUUUAGGGUAUAUGGAAAAUGUCAAAGAGGUAUUUGGCAAUAACUAUUACGAGUGGAUCAUGCCGUACUUCACAGGACGGAGUGAUGGGAUAUACUUCAAAAAGUACAUGUUCUAA
Vavraia culicis subsp. floridensis is the source of this 906-nucleotide messenger RNA. RefSeq lists its product as uncharacterized. The record is from RefSeq and is a predicted model, not a curated record. Gene Ontology annotation, cellular component: endoplasmic reticulum; Golgi apparatus. Gene Ontology annotation, molecular function: protein-cysteine S-palmitoyltransferase activity. The transcript has a single exon. Gene Ontology annotation, biological process: peptidyl-L-cysteine S-palmitoylation; protein targeting to membrane. The coding region runs from base 1 to 906 and encodes 301 amino acids. Lineage: Eukaryota; Fungi; Microsporidia; Pleistophoridae.